CGGAACCGAUGACGUUAUUUCCCCUCCAAGUCAGCUGAGUUCCACGAGCUGAAAUAAGCUGGGCUUAGUGCGCGAUCGCCAAACGAGGCGUUAUUGAUCUCGCGCGUGAUAGGUAAGUCACGUGGUGCAGUGUCAUGAAAAGCGGACGGUCGCGGAGGAAUUCACGGCGCCGUUAGCGGGGUUUGCUCGGUCUCGCGCGUCGCCUCCGGCAAGCUAACACGACCCGCGGAGCUGCCCUGUCUCGUGCAGUGACUACCAGCAUGGAUCCCCUAGGAGCUCGCUCUCAGUUUGUGGAAGUCCAGAAUCUUCCCACGUGGGAUCAGUGUGAUGGAGAAGAGGAAGGGGAGGCUUCUCCGAGAGACGAGGUGGACCGCCUCGACGGCUCCUGUCUCUCGCCGUUCCCCUUCAGGGAGGAUAUUAACAGGAAGAUCGUUCUCUUCAAAGGCGAUGUGGCACUUUUGAACUGCACUGCUAUUGUCAACACGAGCAACGAGACCCUGAUGGACAAGAACCCCAUCUCAGACAGCAUCCACACACACGCUGGCCCUGAGCUCCGGGACGAGCUUUUCAAACUGAAAGGCUGCCGCACCGGUGAGGCCAAAAUGACAGAAGGUUUCCGCCUGGCCGCACGCUUCAUAGUUCAUACGGUCGGACCUAAGUACAAGGCCAGAUAUCGCACAGCUGCUGAGAGCUCCCUGUACAGCUGCUACAGGAACGUCCUGCAGCUUGCCAAGGAACACGCCAUGGUCUCCGUGGGUGUGUGUGUGAUCAGCACGGCAAAGAGAGGAUACCCCCCCGAAGAGGCCACUCACAUCGCGCUGAGAACCGUGCGCAGGUUUCUGGAGAACCACGGCGAGAACAUCGAGACGGUGGUGUUCGCCGUGUCGGACGUCGAGGAGGCAGUGUACCGGAAGCUGCUUCCGCUCUACUACCCCCGUUCCAGGGCGGAGGAGCUCUCCAGCCUGCCCCUCCUCCCUGCUGAUGUCGGGAACAGGGAGGGUGAGCCAGUGGUGCCCGAGAGGCAGAUCCGCAUUACUGAGAAGCCCGGCAGCCUGCCCGACGACCGCGAGGGCAGCGGCCUGGGUCUGGGUCUGGGCCCAGUGGGCAGUCAUGCGUUUGCGCGUAUGGAGGGUGACGUGGACAAACAGCGGAAGCAGGUCCUACAGCGUCAGCUCUCUGAAGCAGCACAGCACAAGCAGCAUGAAAGGAACUAUAACCGGUGGCUGUUCAAAGCUCGUGCGGAGGAUCUCUCUGACAUAGCUGCACUGAAGGCCCUCUACCAGACUGGUGUUGACAUGUGUGGCAGAACCGUCAUGGUGGUUGUAGGCAGAAACAUUCCAGUAAUGCAGAUCGACAUGGAAAAGGCCUUGUUGUAUUUUAUCCAUGUGAUGGACCACAUCACGGUGAAGGAAUACGUGAUGGUGUAUUUCCACACUCUCACUGGUGAGCACAACCACCUGGACACCGACUUCCUCAAGAAGCUUUACGACAUCGUGGACGCCAAGUUUAAGAAGAACCUUUGCGCGUUCUAUUUCGUUCAUCCCACGUUCCGCUCCAAGGUGUCCACAUGGUUCUUCACGACAUUCAGUGUUCCUGGCAUGAAGGAGAAGGUCCAUCAUGUGGAGACCCUCCAGCAGCUCUUCCGCUGCAUCCUGCCUGAGCAGAUCGACAUCCCCCCCUUUGUGCUGGAGUACGACACCAGGGUGAAUGGCUCGUUUCAGCCCUCCCACUCAGACCUGUGAGACACACCAUGCUGGGUGCCAUGGACACGCUCACCUGCACAGCUCAGGGUCCUGCAGAGCUCCGGGCUUGGUCUGAAGCGCAGUGAACUUUGACUGACUGACUGGGGGGUCCCACGCCCACUCCAGAGAACGGUGAGAGACUGCUGAGGUCGCUGGCUCCUCAACCCUCAACCUUUUGCUGUUCCGCCCUGUGCGCCAAGGACCUGCUAGUGCUGCGGACGUGUUUAAACUGGUGGCGUCUCGCUGACGUCUGCGUCGCUGGCCAGACGCCAACACGGCGUGUGUGUUUUUGUGCAUGCAUGCUCGUGUGUGUGUGUGUGUGUGUGUGUGCGCUAGUGCGAGUGUUUGUGAGAAGAGUUUUUGACAAAUAUUCUGAAAUAUCAGUACUUCUGAACCAGUGUAAUCGUCUGUCCUGUCUGGUCUCACACUACGUGUCUCUGAAGUGUAAAGUCUCCAGUUAUUUUCUUUUCACUCACACAUAGAGCAGGAGAGUUGGGCUUUGUUGCUGCGCUGAAAUGUCUGCGUACGCCGUUUCACGGUUCUGUUUCACAUUAGGGCUCCAAACGCCUGCUGUGCUGUCCUGGUUUGUAAAUGUGAUUACACAUUGUGGAGGAGAGGCCUCAUGGAGCUCCCAGCAUCCAGCCCUAACCACAGUUGGUAGCGUUAACUUAAGUUGAAUAUUUUACAUUCUCUCAUUGUACCAGAAUGAGUUGCUGAACAGCUUUCAUUUCGUAGUAGCCAAAAUUAGUCAAUAUAAUCACAUCACAAGCAAGUGGUUUUUGGGUUGUGGGGUUUUUUUUUUUAAUCCAACAUUUUUUAUUGAUCAAAUUUGUAAAAUGAGUCUCUUCUUUUAUCUUGUCUUUUAUGGUCCUACACUGACAUACAUUAAUUUAUUUUUCUUUUGGUUUAUUAAAUUUCUUCAAAUACCUUAAA
Molecule: messenger RNA, 2675 nt
Organism: Electrophorus electricus (electric eel)
Lineage: Eukaryota; Metazoa; Chordata; Actinopteri; Gymnotiformes; Gymnotidae
Gene: gdap2
Product: ganglioside induced differentiation associated protein 2
Source: RefSeq, a predicted model, not a curated record